UUCAAAACCGCGUUGGGUGGAAGUUGUGUGACACACUGCCUUUACUUCAGAUCUCCAGAUGCCGCUUACACGCUCGCCAGAUCGGUCGCUGUAGCUGUGAAUAAACAUCCAGAGACGAUGUACAGGUUCAUUAAGAUGGCUGGUUCUGCAGCUCACACUUGUGGACUAUUCCUGGAUUACAGCAGAAAGACUUCUUUACUCCUCUGGGACUAGAAGCAGUGUUGUGGGGGACCGUGUUGUGUUAUGUUCAGCCUGCAGGUUUUAGUCCUUUAACACACUUUGCUGAGAUGAAUACGUUGUACAUCGUGAUUGAAGUAGCAAUUGCUGUUCUCUCCAUAUCCGGCAACGUACUGGUUUGCUGGGCUGUCGCGAUCAACACUACUUUGAAAAACGCCACCAACUAUUUUCUGGUGUCUCUGGCUGUGGCUGAUAUUCUGGUCGGUUGCCUUGCCAUCCCCUUUGCCAUAACCAUCAGCGUCGGCAUCCAUCUGGACUUCUAUGGAUGCCUCUUCCUGGCCUGUUUUGUCUUGGUACUGACACAAAGCUCCAUCUUCAGCCUUCUUGCCAUUGCAAUUGAUAGAUAUCUGGCCGUCAAAAUCCCUCUGAGGUACAAGGAGUUGAUGACAGGAAAGACCGCCAGAGAGAUAAUCGCUAUUUUAUGGAUCCUAUCCUUUGUCAUUGGCCUCAUCCCCUUCUUUGGCUGGAACUUGAAGUACUCAAGAUGCAGGCUCAACAGCAGCUCCGGGCCCGACAACACUACAAACGCUGGCGGAGACUUACUACAGAGCUGCCAUCUCACGUGUUUCUUUGAGAGUGUGGUCGACAUGCACUACAUGGUCUACUUUAAUUUCUUUGCCUGUGUGCUGCCGCCACUGCUCAUCAUGCUGGGCAUCUACCUAAAGAUCUUCACCGUGGCCAGGAAGCAGCUGAGACAGAUUGAGCUCAAGUGCGUGGGCAACGGGGACAGCCAUCACCACGGGCUGCUGCAGAAGGAGAUCCGGGCCGCCAAAUCCCUCUCCAUCAUCGUGGGACUGUUCGCCAUCUGCUGGCUGCCCGUCCACAUCCUCAACUGCCUCACGCUGUUUUACGAAAAGCUGAAAAAGCCAGACAUUGUCAUGUAUGUGGCCAUCAUUUUGUCUCAUGCCAACUCCGCGGUCAACCCCAUCAUCUAUGCUUACCGCAUCCAGGACUUCAGGAACACCUUCCGCAAGAUCCUGGCCCAAAACUUCCUAUGCCGCCGGGAGGAGCUGUACCUCAGCUCCAACGGCAGCAGACGCAACAAAGACCAGAUCCACAUGACCAUCGACCCUCUACUAUAGAGAGAGUCGUGACUGAGGGGGGAGUAUUAUCUGUGUCAGCUCUCUUGUUUCAGUCUUUUGUUUUCAAAAGGUUUAUAAUGUUUACAGAACAAGGGUAUGAUAUGUGAAGAUGAACCGAUGUCAAACGCGCCUUGAAUGUGGACAUUUAUUUAUGAAUCAGGGGUCAAGCAGUGAAAUGUUGAAUGGUGAGUCUUACAUAACUUUUGCAUUGUGAAGGAUUUCUGAUUUUCUUUUUUUUUUUUAAACAUGUUGAAGCUAACUGGAUUUGUAGGACUGUGAACAGGAUCCAAACUAUAUUGUAUAAUGCUAUUUAUCAUUCUGAAUCCACCCUGUUACAACUCCAAACACUUUUUUUGCCCUGCUAUUUUAUAUUGUCAACGUUGAGUGCCAGUGUUUAUACAUUUAUUUAUUACAAUACCUUAUCUUUGAGAAUGUAAAGAUCAAAAAAUGUUGUGUGGCUGGAUCUGUAAUUGUGGACCUAAAGAGGUACAAUGGUAGUAGUCUACAUCUGUGGUUACUUUUGCCUCGUGGCCCUUUAAAACCAAUUCAUACUUAUGACCAUCACAGGCUCAAAACACAGAAAGAAAUAUUGAUUUUCUUUAUCAAUACAAUUUCCUUUGUAUGGCAGAAAUGUUCUUUAGCUGUUGCUUAAACUAAGUGCCAGUGUUGUCCUGCUGCUGCGUGAGUGAUUCGUCCACAACAAAAUGUGUGUACAGGCAGAGGGACACAGUAGUCUACAGAGGGAUCAAAAAACAACAGGGACUCAUACAUAUUGGAAAAUCCCAACAACUAAAUAGAAAAAAAGGGGGAAAAGCAAACAAACAAGAAAAACAGAAAUGCCACAGGAGUCACAUAAUGAUCUUAUAAGUGGCCCCUAUGGCUAAGAGCCAGAGAAAAGUAUUUUGGCGUCUAUUUGAUGAACUGCAUGAUUUGAUUUGCUCGUGCACACCCAGACUUAAGUAGUUUAGAAAAACACACCUGCGCUAGUGCUCCAUAUAGUUUCCAUGUUAACAUUUCAUAAGACAAAAGCUCAGGAAGUGGGAAACUGAUUGUACCAUUUAUAUAAAUAUGGCAUCUGCACAGCUGCAUUGUUUUGAGCCAAGUAAUGACAUACCGAAGGUAGACAAGCCAAUGUCAAGUUUGAUAAUUCAAAUAAACGCCAUUGCAGUUAUAAUGUAUCAUCCAAGCUUCUGGUACACAUGUAUUUAGUGGCUUCCAUAAAAAAAAAACACCAUUGCUUCUAUUCAGUUGAUGUCAUUUGCCUUAGGAGUCCAGCUGACAACUCCUCCCCCCCUUCCCUCAGACCCAGUCUCAGCUGGCAUCCUGAGGCUCUCAUCUGCCCUGUUAGUGCAGUCAGUCCUCCACAUGCUACUGAGAAGAGCCGUUUCAUUUAAGAAAACAAUAUAAUUUAAAGGGUGAAACUGCCAAAAUAUGUUGCACUGAGGACUCAGUUUAAACAAUCUCCUAAUAAGCCAACACUCCCUACUCUUCCGUGCUAGCAAAGAUAGGCGACUGACAGAGGACUAAGUUCAGUUGAACCCAAAAAUAAGUGUCGAAGCAGGUAACACUAAUGAAAUUUUCUCCAAGAGGCCAACUCUUACUCCUUUGCACUCUACGGUUCAAGUAUGCAGCAUCACAGCUGCUUUCAACCUGAUGCUUUGCCUAUUUUGUGCAGGGGUUAGCAUUGUUGUGCAUGUUCCUGUGAGCUUAUAAAAGUGAAGACAGGGUCCAGAGCUGAUGAACCACAAGAAAAAAGGCCUCGGUGAGUUUAACCAGAGAAAAGCAGUUUGUGAAAGAAAUCUGGAAUUUGGUCACCUGAGCGGCAUCACUACGAAAAUGAAAACACAUUGCACUGACAUUUUCAAUUAUUUUCCAUUUGGUGUGCUUUAUUAGUCAGUCCCUCCAGAAAAACAUGAUUAUGCGAUCGCAUAAUUCAAUGCAUAAUC
Perca flavescens (yellow perch) is the source of this 3265-nucleotide messenger RNA. RefSeq names its product adenosine A2b receptor (gene adora2b). Gene Ontology annotation, molecular function: G protein-coupled adenosine receptor activity. NCBI's taxonomy places the organism in Eukaryota, Metazoa, Chordata, Actinopteri, Perciformes, Percidae. The transcript has 3 exons. Gene Ontology annotation, biological process: G protein-coupled adenosine receptor signaling pathway; vasodilation; adenylate cyclase-activating G protein-coupled receptor signaling pathway. The coding region runs from base 288 to 1319 and encodes 343 amino acids. Gene Ontology annotation, cellular component: plasma membrane. The record is from RefSeq and is a predicted model, not a curated record.